Messenger RNA from Salvia hispanica, 3156 nucleotides. Its product is annotated as AP-1 complex subunit gamma-2-like. Lineage: Eukaryota; Viridiplantae; Streptophyta; Magnoliopsida; Lamiales; Lamiaceae. The record is from RefSeq and is a predicted model, not a curated record. Gene Ontology annotation, biological process: intracellular protein transport; vesicle-mediated transport. Gene Ontology annotation, cellular component: membrane coat; Golgi apparatus; AP-1 adaptor complex.
UUUUUAAUAUAAUCAACACAAAUCUUUCUUCGAAUUUAGCAGCUACUCUGGCAUCUUCAUUUCCCAUUCCAGAUCCAAUUAUUGAAUUCCAGCUUCUCCAGAUCUCUGCAUCAACGCUCUGUUUCUUUGUGAUCUCGUAUACUAUACUGCGGCGGUGAGGCCGUUAAGAGUGUGUAAAAUUCGACACAGCUGGAUCUGAUUGAGCUUUCUCGGAGCUUCAAAACGGAUCCAAUCAUGAACCCCUUCUCCUCCGGCACUCGCCUGAGGGAUAUGAUUCGGGCUAUACGUGCUUGCAAAACUGCUGCAGAGGAACGUGCUGUUGUUAGAAAAGAAUGUGCUUCUAUUCGAGCUUCUAUAAGUGAAAAUGACCAAGAUUAUAUGCAUCGCAAUUUGGCGAAGCUCAUGUUCAUACACAUGCUUGGUUACCCAACACAUUUUGGUCAAAUGGAAUGUUUAAAAUUAAUUGCUUCUCCAGGAUUCCCAGAGAAAAGAAUAGGCUAUCUUGGUCUAAUGUUGCUCCUUGAUGAAAGACAAGAAGUUUUGAUGCUUGUUACGAAUUCCAUAAAACAAGAUCUAAAUCAUACCAACCAAUAUAUUGUUGGACUUGCUCUUUGUGCUUUGGGUAAUAUCUGCUCUGCAGAAAUGGCUCGUGAUCUUGCACCAGAAGUCGAAAGAUUGCUUCAAUUCAGAGAUCCUAACAUCAGGAAGAAAGCAGCACUAUGCACAAUAAGGAUAAUCAAGAAAGUGCCGGACCUGGCUGAGAAUUUUAUAAAUGCUGCUGCUGCCUUACUUAAAGAAAAGCACCAUGGAGUUUUAAUAACUGGUGUGCAGCUUUGCACAGAUAUGUGUAAAGUCAGUACAGAGGCUCAUGAACAUUUUAGAAAGAAAUGCAUAGAUGGUGUGGUCAAACUUCUACGGGAUCUUGCAAACAGUCCAUAUGCACCCGAGUAUGAUAUUUCUGGGAUCACAGAUCCUUUACUUCAUAUUAGAUUGCUCAGGCUUUUGAAUGUGUUGGGCCAAGGAGAUGCUGAUGCUAGCGAUACUAUGAAUGAUGUCCUUGCCCAGGUGGCUACAAAGACCGAGACAAAUAAAAAUGCAGGCAAUGCCAUACUCUAUGAAUGUGUUGCUACAAUCAUGAAUAUUGAAGAUAAUGGUGGAUUACGCGUGCUUGCUGUCAAUAUUCUGGGAAGGUUUUUGUCCAGCCGUGACAACAAUAUUAGAUACGUAGCAUUGAACAUGCUGAUGAAAGCUAUUUCAUUAGAUAGUCAAGCAGUACAGAGGCAUCGUGCAACAAUUUUAGAAUGUGUAAAGGAUCCAGAUGCUUCAAUCCGUAAAAGGGCCCUGGAGCUUGUUUAUCUUCUGGUAAAUGAAAGCAAUGCAAAGUCUUUGACCAAGGAGCUUGUUGACUAUCUUGAAGUAAGUGACCCGGAGUUCAAGGGAGAUCUGACGGCGAAAAUAUGCUCAAUUGUGGAGAAGUUUUCCCCUGAAAAAUUGUGGUAUAUUGAUCAGAUGGUGAAGGUUCUGUCAGAGGCUGGAAACUAUGUAAAGGAUGAAGUUUGGCAUGCACUUAUUGUCGUUCUUACUAAUGCUCCUAACCUACAUGGAUAUACUGUUAGAGCUCUAUACAAGGCUGUUCAAAAAUCAAGUGAACAGGAAACACUUGUUCGAGUUGCCGUGUGGUGCAUUGGUGAAUAUGGGGAAAUGUUGGUGGGUAAUGUUGGUAUGCUUGAUGUUGAGGAUCCCAUAACUGUAACUGAAGCUGAAGCUGUGGAUCUUGUAGAAACUGCAAUUAAGCUCCAUUCUUCGGAUCUCACAACUCAAGCAAUGUGUUUGAUCGCAUUGUUAAAGCUAUCAAGUCGAUAUCCUUCCUGUGCAAAGAGGAUAAAUGACAUUGUCCUUCAUCAGAAGGGAAGCCUUGUGCUUGAGUUGCAACAAAGAGCCAUUGAAUUCAACUCUAUUAUUGAGAAGCAUGGGAAAAUUAGAUCUGCAUUGGUGGAAAGGAUGCCGGUGCUUGAUGAGGCAACUUAUAGUGGGAGGAGGGCUGGUCCUGUACCAGCUGCGGUUUCAACUUCAUUAGGAACUCAACCGAAAAUGUCAAAUGGUGUUGCUAAACCCACUUCAGCUCCUCUUGUUGAUUUACUUGAUCUUAGCUCUGAUGACGUUCAAGCACCAAGCUCUUCUGGUGGAGAUUUUCUUCAUGAUCUUCUUGGUGUUGAUCUGUCUCCAGCUUCCCCAGGAACUAUUAAUAAGGCCCCAAAGAAUGGAACAGAUGCAUUGCUAGACCUUUUAUCUGUUGGAGCUCCUACAGCACAAAGUAGUUCUUCCAUGCUUGAUAUGUUAUCAUCUGAACAAGAUAACAAAAGGUCUGAGGGUCUGCUAGACAAUUUUGCAUCCCUUUCUACAUCUUCAGCACACUCCUCUUCAGCUGUUUCAAGUUCUUCAAUGAUGGAUUUGUUGGAUGGAUUUGGAACCAGCUCGUCUGUUCCUGUUGCAGAAACAAGUGGCCCAUCCUAUCCAUCAGUUGUUGCAUUUGAGAGCGGCUCGUUAAAAGUAACUUUCAACUUUUCGAAAGAGCCUGGAAAUCCUCAGACCACAACAAUUGAGGCUCAGUUUGUGAACAAGUCUCCUGAUAUCUACUCUAAUUUUGUAUUCCAGGCUGCUGUGCCAAAGUUUCUUCAAUUGCACUUGGAACCAGCCAGUGGCAGUACGCUUGGAGCAAGUGGUAAUGGAUCGAUCACGCAGAAGCUAAAAGUUUCAAACAGCCAGCAUGGCAAGAAAUCCCUGGUAAUGAGAGUAAGAAUAAACUACAAGGCCAACGGCAAAGAUGUUUUGGAGGAUGGUCAAAUAAGCAAUUUCCCCCAUGGUCUGUAGACUCAUGAUUCUGGAACGGGGAAGCACGAGUUUCAGAUGAAAAUGCUAAGAUAUGGUGGCAACUGGAGUACGAUGAUGUUGAACGACGGCCUGUCUUUGCCUCAUCACUACCUCCAGGAAAAGUUUCUUUCCUUUUUGACAAUCUUUUCGACGUAGUUGUAACCUUUGGGUGCAUACAUACUUAUUUGUAGUCCAGAUAUCUUAUUUGAAUGGAUUAUCGAUUGUAUUCAGGCUUUGUGUAAAUCUUGAAAGAGAGAAGUGAAUCUACAUUUGUUUUUUUGUUAA